AGCGGGCGGAGCGCCGUGCGUGUGAGCUCCGUGCGUGUGAGCUCCGUGUCGGAUGUCCGAGGAGAGGAGUGACGCGUGUUUACAUCCACAUCGUCAUCCGCACUGAGGAGGAGGCGGCGGCGGAGGGAGAGGAACGUGUCCGCUCCCUGCGAGGCUCGGAUCGGGAUAGAAGCAGGAUCCGGCCCGCGGACCAUGCACCGGGAGAGAGGGAGAGAGAGAGGGAGGGAGAGGCAGCAGAGUCCUGAAAACAUGUCCUGAAAUCAUCAUCUUUCUCUGAGACUGUGCCCUCGAAUCAAUCCAGUCAUCUGUGCAAAGCUCGGACAAAGGCAGAGCUGCGUCGCCAUGGAUGGACAUUAAAUCAUCAUUAGCGCCCCGCAGUGGUGUGGAGGUAUGAGGGCCUCUGGAUGAAGGCCAUGGAGCUGAAAGUGUGGGUGGACGGAGUGCAGCGCAUCGUGUGCGGGGUCACGGAGUUCACCACAUGCCAGGAGGUGGUCAUCGCCCUGGCUCAAGCCAUCGGUCGCACUGGCAGAUACACUUUGAUCGAGAAAUGGCGGGAUACAGAGCGUCACCUGGCUCCAAAUGAAAACCCUGUGGUGUCCCUCAACAAGUGGGGUCAGUAUGCCAGCGACGUGCAGCUCAUCCUCCAGCGAACCGGCCCGUCCGUCAGCGAGCGGCCGGCCUCCGACGGGCAGGGUCGCGUCCCGGAGCGAGGCUUCUACCGGCAGAGCCUCCCGCCUCUGGCCAAGUUCCGGCCGUCGGGGUCGGACCACUCGAUAAAACGAAGGGAACCCAAACGCAAAUCCCUGACCUUCACUGGAGGGGCCAAGGGUCUGCGGGACAUAUUUGGGAGAAGCAGAGAUGCCGGAGCCAAACAGCCCCAGCAGCGCAGUGUGAGCCUGAGCCUGAGCAGAGUUGGAGGUGGUGGAGGAGCAUCUGUGCCUGGGAGUCCAGCCAGAGAGCUGAGCCGGCUGGUGCAGCUGCAGAGAGACAAACUCCAGGCCCUGGAGAGCCGUCUGCUGGGCUGCGAGGCCGAGCUGGGAGACUGGGAGGAGGCCGCCAGCGAGGCCAACCAACGACAAAAUCUGGAGGAGGAGCUUCUGCUUUUGGAGCAACAGGUGAGGAGGAACGAUGCCGAGAUGGAGGAGGAGGAAUUCUGGGAGAACGAGCUGCAGAUCGAGCAGGAGAGCGAGCGGCAACUCCGGCAGCAGCUGGGCGAGCUGCAGGGCCGCGUACGCGACUGCGAGGCCCAGCUUUCAGAUUAUAUAACACGCAUCCAGAGCAUGGACUCGGGCCUGGAGCAGGAGCGGCUGCAGCACGAGGCCGAGCUCAACCAGAAGGUCAACGAUGAGGAGGUGCGAUCUCAGCUGGAGAAGGUGAGGGCAGAGCUGGAGACGCAGAGCCAACAAACGGCGCGGCUGGAGAGCAGCUGCCGGGCGUUGGAACGCUCACUUGGCCAGUCGGGCAAGAGAAUACAGGAGAAAGAGCAGGAGCUGGAACAGCUGACUAAAGAGCUGCGACAGGUCAACCUGCAGCAGUUCAUUCAGCAGACGGGUUCCAAGGUCACUGUGCUGCCUGCUCAACCUGCAGGAGAGGACAACACCACCGAGCUGGAGUCCGGCUCCCUGAACAGACGCGGCUCGUCUCGUCUCUUACCCAGCGACCUCCGCACGCUGCAAAACACCCUCUCCACCAGCCUCAACCCCGAGGGGAUCUACGUGUGACCCAGGGGACCAUCAUAAUUCAGCCUGGUGUUACUGGACUGUUCUCUAACUGGGAGUGAACGCAUAAUCAGCUGAACUGCUCCUGACUAACGCACUGCAGCGAGCACAGCUCCAGGAGCAUCCUGUGGAGGAUCAGUGGGAUAUCGUGAAAGACAAGUCUGAUCUGUUUUGCAUCUUUUUUGCACUGCGUCUUCCUCCUCCAUCUUACACAGACACCACAACUGAUGUCAAACCCAUUUGCAAGCAAGCAUUUCAUCUGAGUGAGUGAAGACUCCUCUUAAAAGAAAACGACAAGCCAGCAGACAUUUUCUUGUCAGGUACGGAGGCUCGAGGCGGAUAAACCUUAUAUUUUUUAAUGUCCUCAAUCAUGAACUGGAACAGGAGUUUCAGGAUGCAAAGUGUGGACACAUGUAAACAUACACGCAUAGACAAAAAAGAAGGUAUAUGCAUGAGCAUGCACAAACUGUGACGUCACACCUGUGCUAUAAUUCAUAGCCAUAUCUGAUUGCCUUACUCUGGUGUGUUCAAACCAGACGUCAACAGGUCUUAUGUUUAAAAGAAACUCAAGGUAGCUACUGAAAACUAUGCGCCAUAUUGAUUUAGUAUUCAGGUGAUCCCUUGUCACGGAGACCGAUGUCAGUAUAACUCAACAAUGGCUUGAUCCUUUCAAUAACAUGAUUUUAUUUUUUGAAUUGAUUUAAACAAGCAAUUUACAUCCUGUUUCAAGUUGAGGGAUGGCACAGUGGGGUAGUGGUUUACACAGCCGUCUCACAGGUCUCCGGUUUGAAUCCCAGUUUAGCCAGGGUCCUUCUGUGUGGAGUUUGUGUCUGCGUGGGUUUUCUUUGACUUCCUCCCACAGCCCCAAGACAUGCAGGUUAAUGGAGAUUCUGAAUGAGCUGUAGUGAGUGUGGGUGGUUGUUGUCCCUGUACCUUGGCAACUAGCGUGCACCCCAGCUCCUGCCCGAUGUCAGCUGGGACUGGCUCCAGCCGCCCUACGACCAUCAAAGAAUAAGCUGUAUAGAUAAAGGAUGGACAAAUGGUUAGAUCUUCUGUUUCUGUGACAGAGAUUCUGUUGACAAAUAUUAACUCAUCCCAUAAAACUGGGACACAAAGUAAAAUCAGCAGCUACUGGAUAUUUUUUGUGAAACUGUGGCUAUUUCUCUUUAGCCUGAAAAAUGUUGCCAACAAUGACCUAAUACUCCGUUUGACCACUGGGUGGUGACAAAACAUAUACUAUUUAGCCAGCUGAAAGUUAACUCUGUGAAAGUUAGUCCUGCUCCCAGAUGAUGGCUUUUUUUCAAUUUUUUUCUGUCUUUGUUCGUUUUCAUAUUGUUUUGUGACGAAGCCUCAGCACUUUAGCUCCCAGCGUAUUUACCUGAGGUGCAACUUACGGUGUUGGACAAGACGUGUUUCACUGUGUUCGAGCAGGGACACACACACACACACA
This is a messenger RNA of Limanda limanda (common dab), 3168 nucleotides long. It is a transcript of the gene rassf8b, whose product is annotated as Ras association domain family member 8b. The transcript has 10 exons. NCBI's taxonomy places the organism in Eukaryota, Metazoa, Chordata, Actinopteri, Pleuronectiformes, Pleuronectidae. The record is from RefSeq and is a predicted model, not a curated record. Gene Ontology annotation, biological process: signal transduction. The coding region runs from base 405 to 1721 and encodes 438 amino acids.